Messenger RNA from Caenorhabditis bovis, 1140 nucleotides. The record is from the annotation of a GenBank genome assembly. NCBI's taxonomy places the organism in Eukaryota, Metazoa, Nematoda, Chromadorea, Rhabditida, Rhabditidae.
AUGCCUCUCCGCAAUCCUCUGUACUUGACACUUCCGGGAUCGUCGGGGUCCGCGGCGGUGGCGGCGGCAGGCGCAAGCACAAGCACCGCGUUGCCGCCGCCCGACUCACCGGCGAUUCCCGACUCGCUCGAGCAUUCGCCAGCAAAAACAUCCGACGAUGGCUCCGAAAUGUCGAGGUCAAGGUUCGUUCGUGUCGUUCAAGACGCUUCAUCAUCCCCGUCACGCUCACCCAACAAAAAAGUUUCCUGGUCUUUAUUCGAUCAAGUCUCUCUUUCCGGCGAGGAAUUCCUUCUGCCUCGCCGAUUCGAGGCAAUCGAGCUUCUUCCGAGCGCUUCAGGAGGCAGCCGAAAAUCAACAUGCCAAUGCAGCGCCACCGACCUAUUGGAUCGCGAGAAUGUCACAAUACGAAAGAUUUCGCUGGAAGAUCCUGAUGUGGCGAGAACCGAAUACAGAAAUAUUAUUCUCUGUCGACUAUUGCCCCACCCAAAUAUUCUGUCAGUUUCUGAAGCUUAUGAGGUCGACUCAAAGCUCUACACAGUCACUGAGCAAAUGGACGGUCGGCUCAUUGAUAUUGUUGAGGAGCGACUUACGCAUUUCGUCGUCGCCAAAAUAACCCAUCAGAUUCUCGCCGCGAUUUCGAUGAUGCAUGAAAGUCGAAUAGCGCACGGGGAUUUGAAUCUCUCAUCGAUUUUGGUCAACACCGACGCCGUUCUUAAAUUAUCGUCCUACGGUAAAAGCGAUGAUUCGUCGGAAUGUCUUGAAGAACGAUUUAAAGAUGAUCUGUUGUCGGUUGGCGCAAUUCUAUCACGAUUUUUGAUGCAGGAAGGCGAAAUGUUCAAGUUCUCAAAAUUCAAAAACCAGAAGGAUGUCGCAUGGAGAACAGUUCUCGAGGGAAGCGCGGAUUCGGGACUUCUUGAUUUCAACGCACGCUCCCUCCUAUUCCAACUAUUGGAAGGCCGCCAUUCCGCCCGCGAACUCCUUCGCCACCCAUAUUUGAAAUCAUUUAGAGCUCCGCAACACCAAAAAGUUGAGCGUAAACACACUGUAGUCGGUCAAAAAACUUCUGAUGAGCUCCUAGAUAAGCUUCGGGAAGAACUCCAAAGAUUUAAUCCAUUCAAUAUGUCCGAAAUAAUGCUUUGA